GUUUGCUUUUGGGGUUCUUUGGGUUUUGGUUUGGUGGUUUUUGUUUUGUUUUCUUCCCCCUCCCCGCGUAAAUUCUGCAAUCCGAUUACAAAAACGAAGGGUCCUCUGGAGGGAUACCGCCACCUGGACUACACCUCCCGUGAGGCAGCGCGUCCGGCUCGCCUCGUCCUCGGACGCGGGUGGCGGACGGGAGAUCUCGCGAGGGUCGGGGCGCGGUGCGGGCGGGCUCGCGCGGGAGGUUUUGGCGGGCUCGGGAAGAUGGCGGCGUUGGAGCUGUCUUUCCGCUCUGCGCCCAGAGCCGCCGCGUACCCGCAGUGGGAGAGCGACCACCUCUGGAUCUGUUUGCUGGCCUUGGGACUCAACCCAAAACGCCACCAGGGCGUAAGACUAGGGAGGGAUAUGUUUGCUAAACCAAACAGCAAAGCGAUUUUUCUCGUUGCCCGCUUCUUGUUUACUAAGCUGGAUAAGCACCGUGCAAGACAAACUUUCAAGCACUCUGGAUUCACAAGACUACCAAGUCCUAGAUUUAGGAAGCAGUGCUGUCUGUGGCUAAGAGAAAUUUCAGAAGAGGAAAAAGGUUUUCCACAAAUUACACCUUCCACACUGAUUUUUUCUUGUGGUGCUAAAGUUGUUCACAUGUUCUACUGUUUUGCAAGAUACGUAAUGAUUGAGAACAUGAAAAAGCUCUCUGUAGGCACUUGUAUACCUUUUGCUGAAGCUGUAACGUGGAGACCUAAGGAUAUUUACAUAGCAAAAGCAAGACACACAGUUGCAUACAAUAAACUGCUGCAAAUUCUUCGAAGGGAAGACUUUGUUUUUCAAGAAUAUCGGAGAAAAGCGCAGGUUUUAAUUGGAGAAAUAAAGAGGACAAAGUCUGAAUAUGCAGUUGUGUGCAAGGAGUUUCGCACGAAGAAACAAAAUGACCAAAACAAAAAUGACACAACUGAGAGAAUCCAAAAGGUCCGCAGUAUGUGGACACUAAUAGUGGAAAUGCUUACAUCUCUGAAAAAGGAAAAGGGAGUUGUGGAUUCUGUACUUGAAGACUGUGUUAACCCAUGUAUUCUAGAUGGAACUGAUGUUGCUGUGAGUGUUCCAGGGUUGUUAACGUACAGAAUUGAAAGUAACAUACAUGGAUUUGUUACAGAAAAUUUAUAUGAAGAUGGAAAUCUGAAUUUCCUAACAGUUAUUCAGUUACUAAAUGAAGCCCUGAAGACAUUGAGCGAUGAACACGGUCCAUGUGAAUUAAAAGAACUUCACAGAAUUGAAGACAUGGUUACAUCCUACAAGAAUGCACUACAGGUGUUGAAAACUAAAAGUCUAAGAAGAAAGCAAGAGCAUUAUGAGCCAAAGCAUCAGUCUAUUGCCAAAAAACAGGAAAUCUGGGAAUCUAAGUGGAAAACAAUUCUUGGCCAGUGUCCUUUUAAUUUAAUCUUUCAAGAUGAUCUAACACCUGUUUCACCACUUCAGUCUUUUAGUUCUUCCGAUGAAGAGGAAGAUAGUGUCUUUUAUCAGUCAUCUCCAGAUAAUGAUGACUAUCAUAAUGAAGAAUGCCAUGAGGAAUGGGAUGAAACCACGAUCGAUACAACAUUAGUACCCUCAAUAUGUCUUUCUCCCUUGAGGAGCCCAUUGGGGCUGUUGUCGUCAGAAGCAUCUGAAAAUGAAGACCUGUUAAUUGAAAAUAACUUGAAUACUUCUGUGGGAAAUAAAAAACCUGUGCCUCAAAAAAACUUAGAAAAUGGAAAGGAAGAAAUUCCUACUUCAGAAGUGGAUGGGAAUGCAGAUGAAAAUGUCACCCAGCCAAAGUCUCCUGUGAAAAAAGAUGACCUUCUUGAGAAAGCCAGAGAUGAACUGGCCGAAGAGAUUGCAAAGUCAGUGAUGUCUGAGUCACCUUAUAGUGGUGAAGAAAAAGGAAUGACACUAGAUGGACUCAUUAGCUCACUGUGUUUCGACCCAUUUUUAACAAGGAAACAAAUACCCCGAACUCCAGAAAAUCUGCUUACUGAAGUUAGAAGUUCGUGGAGAAAAGCUAUUCAGACUGAGGACUCAUUAGACCUAGAGCCGUCCUCUACUGAAGUGGUGGCAGAAGAAUCUUCAGUGAACGCUACACUCAGUAUGCAGGAGGAGGUGGACUCUACCUUUAUGUGCUCUGAACUUGUGUCUCCUGUAUCUGACUUGGGUCCUCCUGUAUCAGAAAAGAAGUCUCAAUUAAAUUCUACAGAAUCUAGUUCUCAGGAGCAGGUGAGUGUAAGUCAUACAUUGGAAUCUUCAGAUUCAAAAAUAUCUGGAAUUCAAGAAACUGAGAGAACUGAAUCAGAGGAACAAAAUUGUUCUGCUUUGAGUGGAAGUUCUGUAAAAGAUCUAAGCCAGACUUUGCAAAAUGUAGAGAAGAGCAUGAAUAUUCCAGAUACUUGUUUGAAAAGUGGUAGUAGAGCAAAUACACUGCCUUCAGACCACAGUUUUCUAAUGGAUGAGAUGCUGUGCUGGAAAGUAUCUGCAUUAAAUUCCAUCUGUCAUGAAAAUGCUGACAGGGGAAUAUUGGAUGAGACACUUCCAGAAUCUUAUAGUCUGGAUCUCAGCAUAUCUGCAGACUCAGACUCCAUUUGUUUUACAAUGGACAGUGAAAAUACAGUGGAUGGCUCAGAAAAUAAUGAGGAUAUUAAAAAAUCAAACCUAGACACACAACUCCUGUCCAACUCCCAUGAAGUGCUAAAAAAGACUGCAUCUAAGAGUGAAGAGGAGCUGCAUCAAACACAUAAUGGAAGCAAGUCUCAAAGUUUUAGAGCUAAACUAAAUAUGUCAGAAGAAGGAGAGGAAAAUGAGAAUGAUCCUUCCAUGGAUGAAGGAUUUACCAAGAUGCCAUUGCCAAACUCUCUUGAUGAAAGCAAACAUUCCCUGUCAUCUUCCCUGGUGUCUUGUCAACAGAGGGAUGGUACAUGAAGUCCCAUUAGACUUACUACAUAAAUUGAAGGACAAGAACAGUUUAGUUGGAAGCUGAGCGUGAAGGAACCUUCAUCAGGAUGGAAUUUGUAAAGCAGCAGCAUAACCAGAGCAGUGCAUUUAUGGUUCUCUUGAGUGUGUAGCAUCUUCUCCAAGCAUUGUCUGGAUUGGGAAGUUUUACUCUUUUUGGUGUGCAAGGAGACUGGAAUAGUCUCCUUGUUUAAGAGGCCUGCUCUCACACUGCCAGCUCUGACACUGCCAGUUUCAUAUCACCCACUGUGGCUUUCUAUAUACAGUGUAUCAUUUAUAUACAGAACUGUACUUUCUUUAUUAAGUAUAUUUUGAACAGCAGAUGUUGAGUAAAUGGUAUUACCCUAGAAAAUGGAAAAACCAAAUGUCAAAGGAGAAAUUUGCUCCUAAUCCAUGUCUCAUACCACAUCCCAGCCCUCAACCCAACAGAUUGAAAUUUUUCCUGGUGCUCUGAGACUUCUGGUCUAUAUUGCCAUCAAUUCUACCUGUUAAUAGAGGCUGUUCCCUUUUUCUAAACUUCACUGGAGCGCAUAUUUCUUUAGCGAUAUUACCAAAUAAAUGCUUUACACUGAACUUAGAAAAAUGUAUUGCUUGUGGUAGUGUUGAUGCUACUUGAUAUUAACAACUGACAUGCACAUUAUGUUGUGAUGAAAAAGGUGAUAGAGCCUGUGGUAAGAGGAGAAAGUACGACUCAAGAAUCCAAGAAGUAAACUUGCUGUUGUAAAAAUACUGACUCCUAGUCUGAUGUGUUUAGAGGUAUUGUUAAAUAAAGUUGUUUCUAUGUU
Messenger RNA from Taeniopygia guttata (zebra finch), 3752 nucleotides. RefSeq names its product HAUS augmin like complex subunit 6 (gene HAUS6). Gene Ontology annotation, molecular function: microtubule binding. Gene Ontology annotation, biological process: spindle assembly. Gene Ontology annotation, cellular component: HAUS complex; mitotic spindle microtubule. The record is from RefSeq and is a predicted model, not a curated record. NCBI's taxonomy places the organism in Eukaryota, Metazoa, Chordata, Aves, Passeriformes, Estrildidae.